AUGGGGACGUUUGACGUCCCAACACCCAAAAACCGGAAACUGGAAACCCAUUGGAAUCACGGGAAUUGUAGUCUCUGGCUGCUCCCUGUUACUGCUGAAGCUGGCUGCAACCUCUUUGCAGCCUGCUUCCAGUUUGUCUAUGCAGAUUUUCCGUACCAAGUCCUCCAGAGACCCAGAGGAGGGCGUGGGGUUAGCCUAAGCCCCGGUCAGGGUGACGUAAGGGGGCGUGUACCCCACGGUACCCCGCCCUCAUUAGGCCCCUCCCGCCUUCCUUUGGCCCAGUGCAAAGUCCAGCCUCAGACAGCAGGUGACCGGUCUGCUGCAGGUCCGGCGGGGGGAUCCUUGGGGCUGCGGAGAGCUCGGCCCCAGUGGAUGUUCCCGCCCCCUCGUGGGCCUCAGCGCCUGAGAAGGGUGGGACCACCACGUGGACAGACAGCUGGGCCAGGGGUCGGGGGUCACCAAGAAGAGGCAGGGCCUAGAUAUAUAAAGGCUGUGGUUUAUCUUAUGGUUUCAGAAGACAAUUUCCUUUCGGACCUAAUGAUCGUGGAGCCCGAGGAAGCUUCUGAGGAAGACCUGAAGGUGGUACACACAGAACAAUACUUGAGGAAGCUGAAGUGUUCUUUUAUAGUGGCAACAAUCAUCGAGAUAUUACCAGUUGCCCUUAUUCCUAACUUCCUGGUGCAGAGGAAGGUUCUAAGACCUCUAAGGUUCCAGACAGGAGGAACUAUUUUGGCUGGGAAACUCGCUAUUGAAAAUGGCUGGGCCAUCAAUAUAGGUGGUGGGUUCCAUCACUGCUCUGCUAACAAAGGAGGAGGAUUUUGUGUCUAUGCUGAUAUCACCCUCUGUAUUAAGUUUCUAUUUGAGCGAGUAGCUGGAAUUUCCAGAGUCACCAUUAUUGACCUGGAUGCACACCAGGGGAAUGGUCACGAGAGGGAUUUCAUGGAUGACAGUCGAGUGUACAUCAUGGAUGUCUACAACCAUCACAUUUACCCAUACGAUAGCUUUGCUAAACGUGCCAUAAAGCAGAUGGUUGAGCUGGACUGGAAAACAGAAGAUGAAGAGUACCUGGAGAAGGUGCAAAUGCACAUGGAAAGGGCCCUGGAUGAGUGGACACCUCAUUUGGUCAUCUACAAUGCUGGCACAGACAUUAUGAAAGGUGACCCUCUGGGAGGACUCUCUGUUUCCCCCAAGGGCAUUGUGAUGAGGGAUGAACUGGUGUUCCGGACUGUCCGAAAAUAUGGGGUACCUAUCCUCAUGGUGACCUCAGGAGGUUACCAGAAAAAGACAGCACGGGUCAUAGCUGACUCCAUCCUCAACCUGUACAACAUGGGACUCAUUCGCCUAAAUCAUUUUGAUUUUGUGAAGAACGGAUCAUCUAGAAGGCCGUCUUUGGCAUCCCUCUCCGAGUAUAUUUUUUCCUAUAAACAGAAGCAUCAUGCAACAGUAACCCCAGACUGGUAUGAGGAUUUUCAGCAAUUCAACAAAUAUGGAGCUGGGGCUCUGGAAAAUUAA
Molecule: messenger RNA, 1512 nt
Organism: Gracilinanus agilis (Agile Gracile Mouse Opossum)
Lineage: Eukaryota; Metazoa; Chordata; Mammalia; Didelphimorphia; Didelphidae
Gene: HDAC11
Product: histone deacetylase 11
Exons: 12
Coding region: 1-1512 (503 amino acids)
Molecular function (GO): histone deacetylase activity
Source: RefSeq, a predicted model, not a curated record